Molecule: messenger RNA, 641 nt
Organism: Periconia digitata
Lineage: Eukaryota; Fungi; Ascomycota; Dothideomycetes; Pleosporales; Periconiaceae
Source: the annotation of a GenBank genome assembly
UUGCAUCCAGCAGCGAAUCUCCACCGCCUGUCUCUCUCGAUCACGGGCGUCUGUCUUGCUGGAUCUGCUUUUGGCUUCUGAUUUCUGCUAAUCUCGCCGCCGUCAAACGUCUUUCCGCUCUCCCCGAAGGAGUGUGUAUGCCCCUCCUCCAGAUGACGAACCCCCACGCACGACUAGGGAGGCUUACCCCGAGUGACCCGACUUGCGUCUCCCCAGACUGCCUAACAAGUUCCUCAGCCACAAAGACCGGGGGAGUACUCGAAACGACAGCACCAAUUUUGCCGGUUGGGGGGUUUGGGAAAGGAGGGGGGCAGGAUCUUAGGCCCAUCAGCUUGGGUCCCGGUGCUCUUCGAGGGUCUUCCCCGAUCCAUGCUACACGCAUGGGCCGGUCUGUGCUGACGCAGUAUGUGGGUGGUAGGCAUAGUCGCCGUUUGAGUCAGCUGCAAUUGGCCUUCCUUCCUUCUCGUGUUCAUAGAUGGGGUGUAUUGGCCCCCAGAUUCUUGGCUUCUUCUAGAACUGCGGAGUUGCUGUUCGAAAGCACUGUCCACACUGCCUUUGUGUCAAUUGCAAAAUCUCCUAUCACAACAUCUUCUUCCCCCUCUUCUUCCUAUCGAAUUUGCCACCGGAUGAAUGCCAUUUAG